Eubalaena glacialis (North Atlantic right whale) is the source of this 564-nucleotide messenger RNA. RefSeq names its product leucine twenty homeobox (gene LEUTX). Lineage: Eukaryota; Metazoa; Chordata; Mammalia; Artiodactyla; Balaenidae. Bases 1 to 564 code for a protein of 187 amino acids. Gene Ontology annotation, cellular component: nucleus. Gene Ontology annotation, molecular function: RNA polymerase II cis-regulatory region sequence-specific DNA binding; DNA-binding transcription factor activity, RNA polymerase II-specific. The transcript has 3 exons. Gene Ontology annotation, biological process: regulation of transcription by RNA polymerase II. The record is from RefSeq and is a predicted model, not a curated record.
AUGGCAGGAAAGCCAAAUUCAGCUCGCCGAUUCCGCACACAAUUCAGCCGGGAACAGCUUGGAGCACUAAAAGAUACAUUUGAAAAGACCAUGUACCCAAAUUGGUUCAUCAUAAAAGAACUUUCUUCAAAUAUUCAUCUUGAUGAGUCAAUAAUAAAGACUUGGUUUAAAAACCAGCGUGUCAAAAGGAGGAAGGAUCAAGCUCAGCGAAAUCUGUCACUAGAAGACCCACAACAGGUCAUUUCAGCGAAAGGGGAAGAGAUGCCCUUACCUGGCACUUCAGAAAACACUCAUCCCAUGAGUCCCAGCAUUUCAGAUGCUUCCUAUCGUGAACUACAUAAGCCUUCUUGUGUUGAGCAGCGUGAAGGGGCUGCCACCACUGCACGCAAUUCAUCCUGUGAUUUUCUGCCUGAUGACCUCCAACCGAUAAGUUUCAGAGACUCUGAUCCUCCUUGGGCCUCCACUCCUUACGACAUGGAUCAACUUAUACAAUUAUAUGUCUUACCUGAGGACGAUGAUCCCAGCAGUCUAGAUCAGUACCUCUUCCCAAAGUGCUCCAGUUGA